CACACACACACACACACACACACACACACACACCUGACUAGACUAAAUUUGAUAUUUUUAAAUAACCGCGCAUGGUCUGUUCUCGCGAGACUUGCGAAACGGCGCCCCCUGUUUUCUACCCGAGAAGCGACGGGAGGUUUGAGAAACACUGCGCGGCUAACGAUAGCAACGUACCCAAAUAGGAAUAUUUCGCCACAAUUCCUCAACAACACAACGGCGUUUUUACCGUUACUGGAAGACGGAAUACAAUUCUGUCAAGACGCAGAUGUUGACUCUGCACCAUCCAAACGCAGAGAAGCCCGAACAGAGGCAGAGUGUAACCGAUAGAGAAAAAGUAACGAGCGGCCUGUUUUUGUUCCCGGCGUGCAGGGAGCUCUCGGGCGGCCACACUUGUCACUCGAGACCGAGGCUUUCAAGGGCUUCGUUUUUCCUGCGCUGGGGAAGUGGUCGAACUCGAUUCCGAUUUCCCCCCGAUACCCGCAUGCCCUCCUGGUCGGACAGAUCGCACCAUAUCUACCCAGGCGCCCCACAUUUUCGCCCUAAAGCCCAUCUGAAGCCGGAGAGGCCUGUUUUGUUUUCGAAGCCGAUCAAUAACACAGCCCGAGCCAGGCUGCAGGGCGCACGGCCUGCGCUCCUCCUCCGACGCCUCGGUCUGGAACAACGCGUGGUGUGCAAUGAGACCGGGGCCCACCCCAAACCCGACGAGCAUGCAUAGAGCAGAAUAUGGAAAUUUCAGUAAAACUGCACUCUUUGGACACGCACAUCGAGCGGAUUCUGUGUGAAUUUCGUGGCUUGUGCAAGGCUGUAGUGAGGCCACGGCUCUCCGCCGGAGUAAAGGACGUCACGCAGCGAUGUAUUGUUUCGUUCUAGCUCUAUAUAUACUGUCAUAAACUGAAACUGGACCUUGGAUGAAUACACUGGUAUGCAGCGCUGCAAGGGUGCACACCUCAUCUUUAAUGCACUUGUUUCAAAUUGGGAGGAGGAACCCGCACUCGGUGUUGUUGUAUCGCAUAAUCAGAUCAGCGUAACGAUGGAUUGGAUGUAACGGAGAUACACACAUACACAGACACACACACACCCACCCACCCCGGAUUGUUGUUGACCGUGCACGGACUAUGCAUGUGGCAUUCAUAUUCAGACCACUGAACUUGAUGGUGCAUGGAGAUUUCAUCCAUUCAUCUAUGCUCUCUCAGACGCUCACGCGCUCCCGUCGAUCUCUGGGCCACGCACACACACAAACAGACACACGCACCCCGGGAGCGACAGACCGCCUACUCCCGCCGCGGAUAGUUCGCCGAUCCAUCGGUUCGGUCUGUGCACCGUGGGCUGUUUCGUUUUAACGCGUCGUCUCCCGGACACCGGGCGAGGGAGCUGACAUGAACCCGGUGAACGCGACCGCUCUCUACGUGUCCGCGAGCCGGUCGGUGCUGCAGUGUGAUCCGCGAGACCCCCGGGCCCUCGCAGAGCUCUGCAAGCUGCUCCCCUUCUUCCGGCAGUCCCUUUCCUGCCUCGUGUGUGGCAACCUGCUGCAGGACCCCAUCGCGCCCACCGACUCGUCAUGCCAGCACUACGUGUGCCGCGGCUGCAAGGGCCGGCGCAUGCAGCUGAAGCCGUCGUGCAGCUGGUGCAAGGACUACUCCCGCUUCCGGGAGAACCGGCAGCUGUCCCUGCUGGUGCACUGCUACAGGAAGCUGUGCCUCUACAUCGCCCAGUCGCCGCUGGCGCCGCACAUCGCCACGGCCGCCGGAGACUCGCCCGACCUCCGGGCCAUCCUCGACGAGGGCCUCACCCUCGCCGAGGGCCAGCGCCCCGACGACGAGGAGGCCGUGGCAGCGGCGGCGGCGGCGGCGGAUGCCGGGGCGGCCGGCCAAUCGCAGGACGCCUCGGCUCCGGAGGCGGGACGAGCCGGAGUUGAGGAGCAGGCGGAGGAGGAGGAGGAGUCGGCAGCGGCGGCGGCGGGGGGGCUAUUUGUGGGCGCCCCCGAGGAGGAGGGGGGGGGGGAGGAGUCGAGCUCCGCGGGCGUGAACGUGAACGGGCUGCACCGGUGUAACGGCCUUGGGGGGGAGGAGGAGGAGGAGGUGGCGGUGGAGGAGGGGCUUCAGUGCGUCGCCAUGGAGACGGGCGGCGGCGGCGUGCUGAAGCAGGAGGCCUUCGGGGACGAGCUGCCCAUGUGCGUGAGUCUCACGGCGAGCGGCGAGGCGGGGCUGAGUGACAUCACGGCGUUCGGCGAGGACCUGAAGCACGGCGGCGGCGGAGGCGGCGGCGGCUCGCUGCUGCUGAGCGUGGAGGAGGUGCUCCGGACACUGGACACAGACCCCGCCCCCUGCCACGCCCCCGCCCCCUGCCACGCCCCCGUACCCCUCCCGGUGCCCUCCUCCACCCCUCCCGACCCCGCGCCCCCCCGGCCCGGCCGUUCCUCCCCGUCCGUACCCCGGCCCAGCUUCAACGGCCCCCACUGCCCCGCGGGGCCCGACUCCUCGCGCCUCACCCCCUCCCUCCCCCCGGAGGACGGCCCCCGGCACCAGGGGCCCCCCCUCCCCGCGGCCCCCCGCGCCCCGCCUCGCUGCCACCGCAAGCGCUCCCGCUCGGAGAGCGACAGCGAGAAGCUCCAGCCCCUCCCCAUCUCCAGCCUGCUGCGCAGCCCCCUGCUGGCCCCCAGUGGCCCCCCCCACCAGCCCGGCCCCGGGGCCCCCCCCACCACCGCCGCCGCCGCCUCCGCCGCACCCCCCACCGCCAAGCGAGAGCCCAAGUUCCCCCACGCCGCCCCCCACCAACCCCUGCCCCACCUGGCCCCAGUGCCCAACGGCGGGCCCCCCAAGGUGGGCAAGACUGUGCUGGUCUCCAGCAAGGGACUGAAAAAGACAGUGGAGCACCACGGGGGCCCCAAGAAGGCCUACAGCAAGGCCAGGCAGGGGGCCCCCAAGCCCCGCCCCCAGCCACGAGACCGCCUGCCGGGCCCCCACCCCCACACCCACCCCGUCGCCCACCCGCCCAGUCCCUCCAAGCCCCUGUACAAGAAGCCCGUGGAGAAGAAGGGCUGCAAGUGCGGCCGGGCGACGCAGAACCCGUCGGUGCUGACCUGCAGGGGGCAGCGCUGCCCCUGCUACUCCAACCGCAAGGCGUGUCUGGACUGUAUCUGCCGCGGCUGUCAGAACUCCUACAUGGCGAACGGCGAGAAGAAGCUCGAGGCCUUCGCCGUUCCGGAGAAGGCCCUGGAGCAGACGCGCCUCACGCUCGGCAUCAACCUCACCAGCAUCACCGCCGCCGCCCUGCGUAGCCCCGCCUCGAGCGCCCCCGGCAACACCCUCAUCAACGUCACCACGGCGACGGGCACCCCCGUCACCGCCGCCUUCCUGUCGGGGGCGGGCCACGACAACCGGGUCUUCGACGACUCGUUGGAGAUGCGCUUUGACUGUUAGGGCACCCCCCCCCCCCCCGUCACCUUGACAGCGCGGAGCGGCGGUGGCGCCCAAAUAAGGCAGCUACAGUGAGGACAGAGGAGGAACAGCGCCGCCCGUCGGCCGCUGGUGGUUUUACACGGUGAAACAGCGCCCCCCCCAGUGGCUGUGUCACACCAAAUUUGUACCGGGGGCCGAAUUUGUACCGCCUACCUAAUCCAUUCCAAACCUGCCUGGCAACAGAGAUCGCGUCGAACGACGAGCAACGACGACGACGAGACUAACGAAUACACUUUAAACACUCAGUUUACUAGCCAAAUUCGAUUAAACAAUUAAAUACAAUACAAAUAUAAACAAUGGUACACUUUAAACACUCAGUUUACUAGCUAAAUUCGAUUAAACAAUUAAAUACAAUACAAAUAUAAUGUAAAAACAAGUGGUAUCUAGCGAUCCGUUAUCUGUAUUAUGUUAUUUCGUCUUUGGCAACAUGAGCGCGUAUGUUUUUUGAAACCUGCCAGGCAACGGACAGAUUACGUGGGCGGUACAAAUUCGGCCCCCGGUACAAAUUUGGUGUGACAGCUGCCGUUGGUUUUACAUAGUGAAACAGCGCCCCCGGUGCCUGCGGAUGGUUUUACACGGUGAAACAGCGCCCUCCGGUGGCUGCGGGUGGUUUUACGCAGUGAGACAGCGCCCCACGUUUGCCGAGGGUGGUUUCGCAUGGUGGAUCAGGAAGCGAGGCGGAGAGAGAUCUGUAGCAUUACUGUAUGUUCACGAAUAUCAUUUCAGUGAGGAGGAGGUGGGGGGUGGGCCUCUACUUUUGGUAAUGUUUAGAGCAUGUCUCGUUUGUCAGGAAUGUUGGCCAGGUAGAGUCCAACCAUGCCCCCCCCAACCCCCCCCCCCCUGUGUGUGUGUGUGUGCACUUGGGUGUGUGUAUAAAUGUGUGUGUAUGUGUAUGAAUGUUGAGAUGGAGGCAUCAUCAUAACAGACUUGUGUAAUUUAUAUAAGAGGAAAAAACUUUUUUUUAUACGGACAACGGUUUCCAUUCAAGAGGACAUUUUAUGAUCUAUUUUAUAAGUUACAUUAAACUGAGGAAAGCCGUUGGAUGGGGUGGACUUGUUUCUCGGCAAGAUACGUUUCACUGAAGUCAAGAGAUUUGAAGUGUGAGUUCGGUGUUUAUUCAAGCUGGCUGGUCCAGUGUGGGAUCGUCAGGAACCACGAGAUGGUAAUUAAACGUGGCUGGAGAUUCCAAGCCACUUACUACAUUUGGUCAAUAAUGAUAGUGCAAAAAAAUAUGAACUUUAAAAUUCUGCAUUCGUCACAAAAAUGUUGACAAUUUGACACUGACUAUACAGACUAUAUUUAUCUAUUUAUCAGCCUCGACCAACUUAUAUUUUGAAGUGCUUUCCCAGUUUGAAUGAUGUAAUUCGGACAUAUGAAAUGAAUCAGUCCAGUCCAGCCACUACAUGUUUAACUGCAUGUAUACUGGGAAUGGUGGAACGAGCUGGUCUACGUGUGACACUACAAAAUCAAUUGAAGCCAAGCACUAAUAUAAUUUACCUUAUUCCCGCCCACUCUGGCCAGGUACAGCUCAAAUAAAUACUGUGGACGUAGUAUUCUAGUCUUUUGUCUUCCACGUGUCGAACACCCUUUGAGAGUUGUUGAGUGGUCUUGGUGGGGGGUCCACUCCACAUUUCGUUGUUGGUUCGGAUCCCUGGAAGCUUCGCACCUGCUGCUAAUCCACCAGAAGGACUCAAGGAGGACCAUAACUUCCCCUUGGUGUUUUUUUUUUGUAAUAAGUUAUGUUAACAAUAUCCGCAGUAUUUAUUGUGACGUCACCUCCAGCGUAGGUUGCGCAGCGGGCGGUCGAGCGCCCCCUGCGGGCUGUCAGACGUUCCUGCUCUGCACAGUCUGCGUCUCAAUGAUGUUGCUGUCUUGUUAGUGUUAGUUACUGAUGUCUUCGAAUGACUUGUUUCCCCACGGGGCAUUAAAAACAUGUAAUAUAACUGUAACAUAUUUCCACAAAAAAGAAAAUCGAAAAA
Gadus morhua (Atlantic cod) is the source of this 5437-nucleotide messenger RNA. It is a transcript of the gene msl2b, whose product is annotated as MSL complex subunit 2b. Bases 1377 to 3419 code for a protein of 680 amino acids. Gene Ontology annotation, molecular function: ubiquitin protein ligase activity. Gene Ontology annotation, biological process: protein ubiquitination. NCBI's taxonomy places the organism in Eukaryota, Metazoa, Chordata, Actinopteri, Gadiformes, Gadidae. Gene Ontology annotation, cellular component: MSL complex. The transcript has 3 exons. The record is from RefSeq and is a predicted model, not a curated record.